AUCUACGACGUAUUGCGCUGCCACUAUCUUACCAAGGAAGAAACUCUUAGCAUACAAAAACUUUAUUCUAUGUGCCAGUCUUACAAAAGAAACACCACUGGCCAUUUCUUGACCAGUAAUGGGUAAUGAAGCGAUUUAUCUGCGUAAACGUGUUUUAAGCAAAGACGGAAGUCAGAGCGACAGUAGCUCUCGUCUUGCCCUCAUCAUCUCUGCUGUAGUCCGAGAAUGGCGGCCGCUGCAGCAGGAAUAAACAAGCAGGGCGCCGUAGCGACGAUGGAGCCCUGUGUCCGACACGGGAGGGGGGCAAAUGGAAGCACAGUCAAGGUGCUUGAGUGUGGUGUGUGUGAGGACGUCUUCUCUCUCCAAGGGGACAAGGUGCCUCGUCUGUUGCUCUGUGGACACACGGUGUGCCAUGAUUGUCUCACCCGGCUGCCCCUCCAUGGCAGAGCGGUCCGCUGCCCCUUCGACAGGCAGGUCACUGAGCUGGGGGAUUCUGGAGUUUGGGGACUGAAGAAGAAUUUUGCUCUGCUUGAACUCCUGGAGCGACUCCAGAAUGGUGCCACAAACCAGUCAGGAAUGGCAGAGGAUGCCCUGAAAGGCAUGGGUGAAUGUAUAAUUCGAUGUGAUGAGGACGAGAGCCACACAGCCUCCAUGUACUGCACUGUGUGUGCCACCCACCUGUGUGCUGAGUGCUCCCAGCUCACCCACUCCACCCGCACACUGGCCAAACACCGUCGUGUGCCUCUGGCUGACAAGCCUCAUGAGAAGACUCUGUGCCCACAACAUCAAGUUCAUGCCAUUGAGUUUGUCUGCCUGGAGGAAGCCUGUCAGUCUGGUCCUCUCAUGUGCUGCGUGUGUAAGGAGUAUGGCAAGCACCAGGGACAUAAGCAUGCAGUUCUUGAAACUGAAGCCAAUCAGAUCCGUGCAUCCAUUCUGGAUAUGGCCCACUGCAUCCGCACCUUUACAGAGGAAGUGUCUGAGUACUCCAGGAAGCUGGUGGGAAUCGUACAGCAGAUAGAGGGAGGAGAGCAGAUUGUGGAGGAUGGAGUUGGCAUGGCACACACUGAACAUGUUCCCGGCACAGCAGAGAGCGCACGCUCCUGUGUCCGGGCCUAUUUUGCUGACCUCCACGAGACUCUGUGCCGGCAGGAGGAGAUGGCAUUGAGUGUGGUUGACGCUCAUGUCAGGGAGAGGUUGAUCUGGCUGAGGCAGCAGCAGGAGGACAUGACCAUCCUGCUGUCUCAGGUCUCCACUGCCUGCCUACACUGUGAGAAAACACUACAACAGGAUGACUGCAGAGUUGUGCUGGCGAAGCAGGAGAUCAACUGUUUGCUGGAGACACUUCAGAAGCAGCAGCACCAGUUCACUGAGUUGGCAGAUCACAUUCAGCUGGAUGCUGGCAUCCCUGUGACCUUCACCAAGGACAACCGUGUCCACAUUGGUCCAAAGAUGGAGAUCCGUGUCGUAACUCUCGGACUGGAUGGAGCUGGAAAAACCACCAUCCUCUUCAAGCUGAAACAAGAUGAGUUCAUGCAGCCCAUCCCAACCAUUGGUUUCAAUGUGGAAACGGUUGAAUACAAGAACUUGAAAUUCACCAUUUGGGAUGUGGGUGGAAAACAUAAGCUGAGACCCCUCUGGAAACACUACUACCUGAACACACAAGCGGUGGUGUUUGUGAUUGACAGCUGCCACAGGGACAGGCUGAUGGAGGCUCACAGUGAGCUGGCCAAGCUGCUGACCGAGAAGGAGCUGAGAGAUGCCUUAUUGCUCAUCUUUGCAAACAAACAGGAUGUUCCUGGAGCUGUGUCUGUCGAGGAGAUGACCGAGCUGCUGAGCCUACACAAGCUUUGCUGUGGGAGGAGCUGGCACAUUCAGGGCUGUGAUGCCCGCAGUGGAAUGGGCCUCCACGAGGGCCUGGAUUGGCUCUCAAGACAGCUGGUGGCUGCAGGAGUCCUGGACGUAGCCUAAGUGUCACCUCCCUGUACUUCACUGUUUUUUGGUCUUACAUCUUCCCUGAUGACUUAACUUAUCAUGGCUCAGUCUGAGACCCCUGUUCCUCAGUUUUCUCACCACAUCAAGCCCUUAACUUUCAGAUGAGCAGGUGUCCAGACUGUUGCCUGUCAUCAAGACCCUCUCUCCUUAAUGUCUCCUUGUACCUUCACCGUUGUGAUGAACAUGGUGGGUGAAGCAAGAAAACAAAGUAACUUUCUUGAUCGGGCUGUGUUGAAUAGGAGAAAUGAGAGCAUGGCACUACAUAACAAACUGAAAGGCUGUCUUAGCAAAAUCAGUCGUACCACACUCGACCACCCCUGUACCGUUCGUCAUCACAUGGAUUCUAACCUGCAAGAAGUCAGUCACUGACCUAAAAAAGGAAGGAUUCUUAGAGGAUUCUUGGAAACGUACUAACCUUGUUAAGGCUACUACAUACUCCUGCCCCACAAUGCUAAGUUUAUGAGGCAGCUUGUAACACGUUGCAUACUUUUUUUUUCUUUGUUCUGACUAACCUCCUAGAUGAGCUGUGCACAUCUGGCAUCUUUAGCUGGGUGACUUAACAUUAGAAAAGCUCCUUGUGCCCUUACAAAAGUGAAUUGUACCUAUUUUGUGUCCCAUAUGUUACUCAUCAUAACCAUAUGUGACAGUGAGCUUACUAUCAAGAAAUCAUGAAUGCGUACUACUCUGUAUUUUAAAAAAUGGUAUCAUUUAUGUACCUUUUAUAUUCUUCAGUAGACUUGGACAGCACAACACAUCAAUAUUCCUAAGUGAUCAUGACAAAAAUCCUAAUUACAGAUGACCUCCAGUUAAAUCUAAUAUAUAUUUGCAGGUAAGUAAAUGGACAUGUAUAGUAUCAGUAUAUUCACCAAGGAGUAAAGGAUGCCAGAGUGCUUGCCUCCAGUGGGUCUGAUGAAUGCCUGUUGUAUGGCUUUUGACUAAUGGUGAAAUAUCCUGGGUUUGGCCUUGAUGUCUUAUGUAAGCAAUAGGAAUUGAUGUUUAACAGAGAAAAUUUGACAUCUUUCAGUUGUUUUGUGUACAGGUUUUUGAGUGUAUGAGCCUAUUUAAUGCCACAGCUGGUCUUGAUAUGGCACACCAGAGUUUUGGGUUGAUAUAUGUACAUUGUAUUGGUUUGAAUGUAGAGUUUGUUACAGAACAAGCAGUUUACUGAACUUAUUUAUGAGUGGAAAGGGGGACGUUACUUUGAAAUGAGGCUGUUAAGAGAAAUGAAGUUUAUUUUGCGCCAAUUCUGCCUCUGUUUUGUGGAGUGUCUUGCACGCAGAAUUUGUUGAAUGCACUUGUCCGCUGCCUCAAUACAUCUGAUUUCAUUUGGAAGCGCAUUACUAUCUGCUGUUUCGUAGUAGACUCCAAUUAUUAACCUCACUUCAGAAAGUCUUGUGAAAAAAGCGUCUAUCUCAUGAGUCCUGUUUAACCUGUCUGGAGUGCUUAUGACAUGCUGUAACAUCUUUAAAUAACAGGCUUCAGUAUCAAUGUAGAUGUGAAUUCUGGUCAAGCAUUAACCUAAUACCAACACCUGUCUUCUUUUAUUGAUGAACCAACAUUUGGUUUUGAAUUAUUUUUCUCAUUGUCUGUAAUGUUUACUACUUGUAUCUAUGAAAAGAAAAAGCAUGUGUGAAAAGCCUUUCCAUACUUUAGAGGAUUUCUCAAUUUGUGAAAAUUGUCUAUUUGUUUUUGAAACAUGUAGAAGCACAGUGCACAUCAAUACCUUUGUUACCAGUGGACUUGAUAAUGGCUUUUGUAAAUUAUUCAUAAUUAAUGUGAUGCUGUAAAAUAAAAUAAAUUGACCUUAUGUGA
Myripristis murdjan (pinecone soldierfish) is the source of this 3804-nucleotide messenger RNA. It is a transcript of the gene trim23, whose product is annotated as tripartite motif containing 23. The record is from RefSeq and is a predicted model, not a curated record. NCBI's taxonomy places the organism in Eukaryota, Metazoa, Chordata, Actinopteri, Holocentriformes, Holocentridae. The transcript has 11 exons. Gene Ontology annotation, molecular function: GTP binding; GTPase activity; zinc ion binding. The coding region runs from base 226 to 1968 and encodes 580 amino acids.